AUGUCUAUCGACGGCAUCCCGUGGCUGCCAGGUUUUUGGAGGCGAAUACCAUGGAGAACCGUGGGCGCACUGGUCGGGUUUUUUGUGACUUGUGGGAUGAUGGGCUUGGUUCUCAUCUUAUCCGAAGGCAAAGAAACCAACUCUUGGCCCACACACAACAAAUACAUUACCGUUCCUGUGCUUCUGUCACUGUUAGUUGGCGUUGCUGUUCUCUUCUUGGCAGUUGCAAACUCUGAAGGGCUUGCCAUCUCGUGGUGGCUCAAAGCUCUCAAAGGGACGAAACUCAAGGAGCUUCAGUACGAUCUUGAAGUCACUAGCAACUUGCUAGUUGGCGUCUUUAGGCCGUCUCUCUUUAACCUAGUCACUCUUUCGGCCAUUAUGGCCCUUAUCGUGAGCGUCGGCACCAGUGCCAUCAUGCAGAGAUCUUCGACCACCAUAAGCAAAUCCAUUGGACCUUACCCGACCAAUAUUGAUGUACCCGUCUUAAAUACAACUUUACCGGCGAAUUUCAGUGGAUGGGCGGGUAGUGGAUCACAAAUAUCAUUGCUGAUGCCAACUUUUGCGAGCGUAUAUAAGGAGUAUUCUAAUCGCAGCAGCAUCAUGAUACCAUCUGGCUGCGGCAACAGUACUUGCCAGCUGCAUAUAACAGGUCCGGGUUUCGAUGUCGACUGUACGGACGAUGCUGUCAACUACGACUUUGGCCAGUUAGCAUCUGCGGCACCAGUUCACCAGAUUACGACGUUUCAAACCGUCAUCAACUUCGAGUCAAAACAAGAUCCAAAUUCUCUUAGUCACAUGAAUAUGUCGGUGCUGUAUAAGCCUUCCCCUACAUGCUCUGGGAAAUUGACGAAGCACCACUGUGUUCUUCGAGCGGCCGCUGUGGACUACGCCGUUACAAUCACUAAUGGUACUGCUACACUUGCUCCCUGGGACAUCUCUCAAAACACUACCAUACGCAUCCACAAUUUCACUAACUGGAUGCAACUCGGCUGGGGAAGUCUUGGGGCUGGAGGUUUUAUCACAUCGCUUGGAGGAAUCGCUUCUGCAUUACAAGCUCAAUACAACUCUAAUGCAACUCUUGUAUUAUCGGUGAUGACAAGCAAUCCAUUCCUGGUAUCUGCGUUUGGGCAGGCAGCCAGUACAUAUUCGACAUCUACAUUCGAUGAUUAUGGCAAUUGUACUAUGACCUGGUCAGAUCCUAGAGAGGAUAUCAUUAACAGUGUUCGGGAGAUCAUGUUCCGCAGCGCCCUUGCCGUUGCAAACUCGACCAGCGAGCCUAUCCAGUUUAAGCAGACGAAUGCCCAGAUGACAAGGGUUGGGAUAGUAUAUGCUACCAACUGGACAUUCUAUGGCGUCGCUGUUGGGGUCAUGUUCCUGGAAGCACUUAUUACCCUCGUCCUCAUUUGGGGCUGGGAGAAACUCGGCAGAGAGGUUUCGCGCGACCCAUUCGAGAUUGCAAAAGCUAUGGGCGCACCUCUUCUAAACCAUGGAUCGUCCAACACGUCAGCCCCCCAGAUCCUGGAUGCCCUUGGAAGCAAGAGGGUGCGAUAUGGAGAGCUGGUUGAUGUAGCGACGGGAAUUUCGCAGGAGUCGGCGGUGCCAAAGCGUGGAUACAACUUGGUGGAAAGUCAAGAUCCGGACCUUAUGAUGGAAUAUAUCUCACCUCAACAAACACAGAUGAGUUUGAACAGAAAGAGAACUCUGGGCAUUGCCGUGCCAGAGCAAGUUCAGCCUGUACAGCCGGGAGUACAUUACUGA
This is a messenger RNA of Trichoderma asperellum CBS 433.97, 1758 nucleotides long. RefSeq lists its product as uncharacterized. Lineage: Eukaryota; Fungi; Ascomycota; Sordariomycetes; Hypocreales; Hypocreaceae. The record is from RefSeq and is a predicted model, not a curated record.